Molecule: messenger RNA, 846 nt
Organism: Carassius carassius (crucian carp)
Lineage: Eukaryota; Metazoa; Chordata; Actinopteri; Cypriniformes; Cyprinidae
Product: actin-related protein 2/3 complex subunit 3-B
Exons: 7
Coding region: 76-612 (178 amino acids)
Biological process (GO): Arp2/3 complex-mediated actin nucleation; regulation of actin filament polymerization
Cellular component (GO): Arp2/3 protein complex; cytoskeleton
Molecular function (GO): actin filament binding
Source: RefSeq, a predicted model, not a curated record
UAUCAGCGGAAGCGGCGGACCGUAGCGCUGACAUUCAUUUUUUGUUCUGCAAAAUUUGGGAAAUAUUGUACCAAAAUGCCGGCUUACCACUCAAGCCUGAUGGAUGCAGACACCAAACUGGUGGGGAAUAUGGCAUUAUUGCCCCUCAAAACACAGUUUAAGGGUCCUGCUGCUAAAGAAACCAAAGACACAGACAUUAUUGAUGAGGCCAUCUACUACUUCAAAGCCAAUGUUUUCUUCAAGAACUAUGAAAUUAAGAAUGAGGCAGAUCGGACUUUGAUUUACACCACUCUUUACAUCUCUGAAUGCCUCAAGAAGCUCCAGAAGUGCAGUUCAAGGGGCCAAGGAGAGAAGGAGAUGUACACGCUGGGAAUUACCAACUUUCCUAUCCCUGGAGAACCUGGCUUCCCUCUGAAUGCCAUGUAUGCUAAACCCUCUAACAAACAGGAGGAAGAAACGAUGAGGGCUUACCUGCAACAAAUCCGGCAAGAGACGGGACUGAGAUUGUGUGACCGUGUGUUCGACCCUCAGACAGACAAACCAAGCAAGUGGUGGGUGUGCUUUGUGAAGAAACAGUUCAUGAACAAAAGUCUAUCUGCGCCUGGCCAGUAAGAAACCACCUAGGAUCUCUUGGUAUUUCUGCGUGGGAUGUGGAUGGAUGGUCUGUUUUUUAUCUUUAUGUGUAUGCAAGCGUGUUUGCCCUGAUUCUGUUGGAUAUUUUUUACUGGUGAUAUCAAGUAUAUUUGAUUUCGGGCCUGUCAUAUAAAACAGCAGCCGAUCAAAUAAAAAUCCAUUAAAGAGAAACAGCAUCUGUUGUGAAUGAAUGAAGACGUAAGAAAAUUUAAA